UGUCCAAUCACAAACCUUCAUCAUUGCCGCCAAACUUUCUCAAAAUCCCAUUAACUUUUCUGUAGUCUAAUUCCAAUUGGGCGAAUCCUAAUUAUCGGUUAAUUUCAUGGGGUCGCUUUCGUUUCCCCCAUUUUUUCUCAAUGAACAUGAGACAUGUGCUUGUCAGAGUCAAUGAUAGAGCACAGAGGUGUUAAUGGAGCAGUAAAAACUAGCUGACUUCUCAUUUUGCCAUUUCUUUAAAAAUAAAAAUCCAGUCUUGAAUCUGAGAAUUUUUAGGGAUUUGUAAAAUGAUGAGGUCUUGUCAUUUUAUAUUGCUCUUUAUUUUAACUGAUUGAGUUGGCCAAUCAGUAUAAGUAUAACUAUGAAUUUGCCACCCCAUGUUUCAUUGGCAGAGCACAUUCUUCUGUAGAUAAACUCCAAUUCAAGUGGAACCCUAUAUCCAAUUUGGGUUCUUUUUCUGUUUGAAAGGGGUGAAUAUUUUUUUUUGAUGGGGGGUUCAGUAAUCUGUGCAAUUUGCUUCUUGUUGUUGAUUUCUUUAGUGGGAAUUUGCCACUCUUUGUCUAAUGUAGAUCAAGAACAUGAUAGGAUAACAUACUUGCCUGGGCAGCCACAAAAUGUUGGAUUCAACCAGUAUUCUGGUUAUGUGACUGUGAAUGAGCAAAAUGGGAGGGCACUUUUUUAUUGGCUGACAGAGGCUCCUAAGGAUAGAGACCCUGAUUCAAGGCCACUGGUUUUGUGGCUCAAUGGGGGUCCUGGUUGCUCCUCUGUAGCUUAUGGGGCUGUGGAAGAGAUCGGUCCUUUUCGGAUUAAUUCGGAUGGGAGAACCCUCUUCCUCAACCCUUAUGCUUGGAACAAAUUGGCUAAUUUGCUCUUUCUGGAGUCACCUGCUGGUGUUGGAUUUUCGUAUUCGAAUACUACAUCUGAUUUGUAUACUGUUGGUGACCAAAGAACUGCCGAAGACGCUUACGCCUUUCUGAUCAACUGGUUGGAGAGGUUUCCACAAUACAAACAUAGAGAGUUUUACAUUGCUGGGGAGAGCUAUGCAGGGCAUUAUGUUCCUCAGCUUUCUCAACUCGUAUACGAAAGAAACAAGGGAAUUCAGAAUCCAGUUCUGAACUUUAAAGGAUUCAUGGUGGGGAAUGCAGUCACGGAUGAUCACCACGAUUACGUUGGCACAUUUGAAUAUUGGUGGACUCACGGCUUGAUAUCAGAUUCAACUUACAAAAUUCUGCAGAAAACAUGUGACACGGGAUCUGCGACUCAUCCUUCAAGCGACUGCGUUAGGUCUCUUAAUCUAGCCGACAGGGAGAUGGGGAACAUUGAUCCCUACAGCAUUUACACUCCCCCUUGCAAUAACACUUCUGCACUCAGACGCCGUUUAAAGGGUCACUAUCCGUGGAUGUCUAGAGCAUAUGAUCCUUGCACCGAGAGGUACUCCCAGAUCUACUUCAAUCACCUUGAUGUUCAGAAAGCAAUGCACGCCAACGUGACAAGGCUCUCGUAUCCAUGGCAGACGUGCAGUGAUGUAGUCGGUAAUUACUGGACCGAUUCCCCUCUGUCCAUGCUUCCGAUUUAUCAAGAGCUAAAAUCAGCCGGCAUCCGGAUAUGGGUAUAUAGUGGGGAUACUGAUUCGGUCGUUCCAGUCACUGCAACACGCUACUCAAUCGAUGCUCUGAACCUUCCGACUCUAUCAAAGUGGUAUCCGUGGUAUGAUAACAAAAAGGUUGGUGGAUGGAGCCAAAUAUACGACGGAUUGACUCUUGUAACAGUGACCGGAGCAGGGCAUGAGGUGCCCUUGCAUCGCCCCCGACAAGCCUUCAUCCUCUUCAGAUCGUUCCUUGAGAACAAGGCAAUGCCUACCUAAAUAUACUAUUUUCGAACACAAAUAGUUGAUUCGUUGGUUCGUGUAUGAUGGAAUGAAAUAAGAUAUGUUUUCGUUUCGAUUAGGGAUAGUUAGAAGACAGAGUAGAGUACAUUAUUUUUUCCCUUUCUGUGUUAGGAUCAAAUGUCACACUUUAUAAGAAUAGUUUGAUUCAUGUAUUUGUAGUAGUGAAGUUGCAUUCUCAGCAACAUAUAUGUAACAAGUUGGGCAUAUAAUUGGAGUUCAUCUCAAUAUGUAUGAUUUAUAAUGUUUGUUUGUA
Salvia splendens (bonfire salvia) is the source of this 2141-nucleotide messenger RNA. Its product is annotated as serine carboxypeptidase-like 27. NCBI's taxonomy places the organism in Eukaryota, Viridiplantae, Streptophyta, Magnoliopsida, Lamiales, Lamiaceae. Gene Ontology annotation, biological process: proteolysis. The coding region runs from base 488 to 1864 and encodes 458 amino acids. The transcript is spliced from 9 exons. Gene Ontology annotation, molecular function: serine-type carboxypeptidase activity. The record is from RefSeq and is a predicted model, not a curated record. Gene Ontology annotation, cellular component: vacuole.